Pocillopora meandrina is the source of this 7653-nucleotide messenger RNA. NCBI's taxonomy places the organism in Eukaryota, Metazoa, Cnidaria, Anthozoa, Scleractinia, Pocilloporidae. The record is from the annotation of a GenBank genome assembly.
AUGUUUUUGUUCAAUAACGUUGCAUUUACUGUGACGGUCGUCUCCAUCAUCUCUUGUUGUAUUUUCUGGACACAAGCUCUAGCUUCACAGCCUCACAUAUUGCUACUAUUGGUCGAUGAUUUGGGAUGGAGCGAUGUUGGAUAUCAUGGUUCGCAAAUAAAGACUCCUAAUGUAGACAGACUUGCUCGUGAAGGAGUUAUCCUUGAGAAUUACUAUGUCCAACAAUACUGUACACCAACUAGAGGAUCUCUCAUGACAGGCCGGUAUCCAAUACACACCGGUGCGCAUGUUUUACUAGUUUUCUUCCUCAAGACUCACGAAAAACAUGUUUUGGCCGGCCUUUAGGGGGUAACUUUUCAGUAUCUCAACAGCUGAUAUCAUGCCAGCGUUAAUUUUGGGUUAGGGGAGGGGUAGGUGCGUAGUUGCUGAGAAACUUUCAUUGAUCCAACUUUUGUGACCUUAGAGGAACUUCUGUACCAAGUUGUCCCGCAGCCACUGCUAGGAACCCGAGAUGCUAUGUUCAUUCAAUUUCUAGUGGGGAGGGUAAGGGUAACUUUAAAGUGGGGACAAGUAAAUUAAACUUUACUGAAACUUAAUCAACAUUAUUGAAUCAAGUAAACAAGCUAAUCAUAUCAGUGUCAGAGAAAUGGAUUGUAGAAGACCAAGCUCAGUUUGUAUACAUGUGGGAUGAAGAUUGCUGUCAACUGGAUCAUGUGGGGACAAAGGAGACUUAGAGGUCCAUGCCACUCCCCCUCCACCCAUCUUUCCCAUCUCAACUUUUCAGGGAGGACAUGUUAAAGAAAAGGAUUUUUGGCGAAGUUAAAUGUGAUGAGUGGAAGACUGGUUUCAGAAUUUCAUUUACAAUUCCUGCAUUAUCUGUUUAUAGACUUCUCCAUUUUGAUUUACCCAGGAAAUCCCAUUUUUUCAGCCUGUAGCCAUGUUUGUGGCAAAAUUUCACAGUGCAAAAAGCAAAGUUAACAUGAAAUCUUUAACCUUCCAUUUUAAAUACAGGACAUAUUCCUUAUAAGCUGGUUUCUUCAAACAGUAUUUAAGCAAAGUAUAACCUAAAAAACUCAAAUGAAGAAUUACUGACAGCUGUUUCUUUACAUUUUCAGGCCUACAACAUCGAGCAAUUCUUAGUUUAACCCCUUUUGGACUUCCUCUAGAAUUCUCCAUUCUACCAGAGAAGUUAAAAGAAGUAGGUAGGUUAAGUAUCUAAAUUAUGUUUCUUUUAAUCCUUUAACUCCCAAGAUCUGAUUGCUAAUUUCCCCCUCCAGCUGCUUCACAUUUCCUUUGAAAUUAGUUACAAGAAUUUGGUAUAACUGUACUUGUAGAUCAAGAUAGCAACAUCUACCUGAUAACUUUUAAUAUUCUCAUUACCUGUUUACAGGAUAAUGUAUAGAUAUUAUAGGGAGAAAUUAUAUGUUAUCACUUCUUGGAGUUAAAGGGCAAAGGCUUCCAAAAUGACUUGUAGUAUGAACCAAGUAUCUGCUGUUGAUGAUGAUAAGCAUCUAAACAUAACUAAAAAAAAUAUCCUGAUAUAGUCAGUUUAAUUUAUAACUUAAAAAGGAAAAACUUAAUAAAUGUAGAUAAAAACCCAAAACCACUCACAAAGUCAUCAAAACUGAAAAUGUAAACAACUUAGAGUACAUGUUUGGAUGUGAGUUUUGCAUUUGAGUUCAUGUUCAAGCUAGAAUUAUUCCAAAGAAACACUAAAAACAAACUAAGGUAAAAUUAAAGAGCUAUGUAAAUGAAUGAACAUAACUAUUUAUGAAUAAACGACCAUUUAUUUAUAAACUAAAAUUAUGCAGAUUCUAAGUCUGCAGCAUGUCUUUUAGAGAGUUCUUUGCACAAAGUAUUUUAAUCGCACAGAGUAUUUUAAUUGUGGUAUACAAGAAUAGCGCUGACAAAUUUGCCAGAGAAAUUCUCUAGUUCAAGCAUAUUCAAGUUGUAAGGCUAAAUCAUCACGAGCAUUGAACACAUUUAUGUGCAUGCGCAAAUAUUUUUUAUCUGAACAGGAAGUAUCGAAAUUUUGUCUUAAUGCUUUCACUUAAAUCAAUGAAUUAUGUAGUACUCAAGAAUUUCCAAGAUUCCAUCAAAAUCCCUCAGUAGUGCCCUUCCAAGCUACUUUAUUAUGUAAUAAAAAUUUCAAUCAGUUCGUGCUGAUCUCUGCUUCAAAAAGCUAAUUAGAUUGAGGUUGGAUAAUUAAGUAACUUUUGGUAAUGGUCAGGGAUGUGUUUCAAUUUGACAAUUUUAGAGGGCAAAACAGAUAAAAUGCUUGGUAGAGUGCAAGCUCCUAGCUCCAAAAGGAAAAAAUAUAUAUUUUAAAGAUGCUGCAUGCAACAUACCUGGGGUAAUUUUCACUAAAUUUAAAGAUCUGGAAGGCUGAACUAAAGGAAAGGUUGAUUGUUGGUUUAAAAAAAAAAACUUUUAAUCCUUUAAUUCCCAUGAGUGACCAAGACAGAAUUUCUCCUUACAAUAUCAAUACAAUAUCAAGUAGACAAGUGAUGAGAAUCAUAGGAAAGAAAAUAUUAUUUAGGGGAUCAAUAGCUGAUCCAGUACCAAAUUCUCCAAACUAACACUACAACAACUGUAUGGCAGAAAGUGAGGAGAAUUACUAAUGAGAUAGUGGGAGUUAAAGGUAAAAGCGACAAGUAAGAAAAUACCCCAUUAUGGCUCUGGCUAUACCUCAGUUGACCCCUGAUUACUCAAUUCUCCAUUUUAUUAAUUCAUUUCAACAUAUUAUGUUGCCAUCAUUUUCUCCAUUUUAACAAAUUACUUUCCACCUUAAUUCUAUACUAAUUAUUUUCAUGAAUUCAUUUCAUUUUAUUAUGUUGCCAUUUUCAGGUUACAAAACACAUCUUGUUGGAAAAUGGCAUUUAGGUCACUAUACAUCUGUGAGUACUCCAACACACAGAGGCUUUGAUUCCUUCUUUGGAUUCUACAACUAUGGACACGACCACUUCAACCACACCCAUGAUGGCUUUUUAGACCUCUUUGAGGGUGAAAAAGUUGCAAGAGGGUACAAAGGACAAUACACUUCCCACCUUUAUGUGCAGGUGAUUUGGAAUAAGAGUUCUGUCUUAGUAAAUUAAUGCUGGCACAUAGUUUGUUUUCUUUUCACCAGUAGCCCUUAAGCUCACCUUGAAGGAUUCAGGUGAGGGACCGGACACUGAGUCAUAUGUGUGUGACAGGUAGUGCAAGAAAUCCCAUUAUGUUCUUAGCUAUUUCUGGAAUUUAAAACCAUAUGAAAGAAAGCUGAAUGGCUUUUUGGUCGAGAGUUUAAGUUUUUUCUCCCUGAAUCAAAUCUCAACAUUUUGUGCAGGAAGUCAAGAGAAUUGUUGAAGAGCAUAAUUCUUCCAAGCCUUUGUUCUUAUAUAUGGCAUUUGAGAAUGUCCACGACCCAAUUCAGGUGCCUGAAAAAUACCUGAACAAAUACAGCUUCAUCAAAGAUAGGGAAAGGCGAACUUAUGCGGCCAUGAUGGAUGUGGUGGAUGAAGCCAUUGGAAACAUAACAAAGGCUUUUAGAGAGAAAGGGUAAGGGCAUUUUUUGAUUGCUACCUACAGACAGCUUUUGUGGCUUGGUUUGGGAAAUAUUGAAACAUUGUUGUAUAAUGAGAUCAUCCUGAGUAACUAUUUGACCUCUAAGAAUGAUUAGCAUCUAAUUUCUCUAUAUCCCUUAUAUUAAAGAGAAUAAAGGAAAUGAACACCAACUAAAGAAGUUCUUGAUUGUCAAACAAAUUCUCCCUGUUAAUUUCUUUAUAUCCCUUGUAUGAAAGAGAAUAAAGGAAAUGAACACCAACUAAAGAAGAAGUUCUUGAUUGUCAAACAAAUUCUCCCUGUUAGCACCUUGACCCACCUUAGGAAAUGUAUGGAAAACAGUACGGAGAAUAUAUAUACUGAUGUUAGGGUGGAAAGGGUUAAUAUUAUGUUGAUAAAUAUCAAGAAAACAGAAGUAAAUAUUUAAUCAUGCACAAUCAACUUGGAGAUAAAGGAGUAUUUACAUGUUUUAUUACUCUACUUUGUCUGUUUUCCUUGUUGUUGUUGUUUAAUUUAUUACAUCAUCAUUGUGAUUUUUCAGUGUGGACUAAUGUCGGCACUCAGAGACUAAAACUAAAAAUCAUAGAUUCAUAUAAAAUUUUUCAUGUUUCUCUUCAUCUUUGGAGAUCCCUAGGAAAAUACUUGGGAGAGAAAAACCUCAACAGCGGUCUCUGUUCAGUGCAGACAUCCAUCAGAUAAACUUUCGCGUUGAAUUAAAACCGUCAUUGUAUGCUCCCCUGGGUCUUUGAGGAUAUGGCCUUCUUUGGGAUUUCACUCCUUUCCUCCUCCCCCCCCCUCUCCCCCACAACACAUUGUGUUAGAAAGACGCACCACUUUGGGAAGAGGCUUUGCGUUAAAACCCAAAGAACAAAUACAAGAUAUUAAAACUGGGUGAGAUGGGGAAAUUUAAUGCCACUGAAAGGUGACAUCUUUUUUUCAGAAGGUCAUUUGGUUUGGGAUGGUCUGGGAGGGAUAUCUUUGUUAAAUAGGCGCCAUCAUCCUCAUAUUGAUCCUAAUUACUGUUAGUUACUGCUCUUUUUAUUGACUCCUCUAGGUUGUGGAAUGAUACUCUUGUGAUCUUUAGCUCGGACAACGGUGGAGACCCUUUCUACCGCGGCUUCAACUACCCCCUGCGUGGAUACAAGAAGACGUUGUGGGAGGGUGGGGUGAAAGCGUGCGGUUUUGUUCAUGGUCAGAUGCUAAAACGGAAGGGGGUGAUCUCACGUGAUCUCAUUCACGUAACUGAUUGGUAUCCGACUCUUGUUAACCUAGCAGGUACUACAGACAUAGUUAUUUCCGUUUUCUUGAACUGAAAAGGGCGUCCUUGAAGGCUAGCGCUUACUUACGAUGUGAGUGAAGUUCGAAAUCACUGCCAAGGAUUGUCACACAAAGCUGUUCCUUAGGGGGACCUUUUUUUUUCUGAGUGGGUGUUGCUUGAAAUCCUAGAACCCUCAAGGGAACACCGAUGAACGUAAUUGGGGACGAUUACAGAGGAUAUAUGUUAGGUCUUUCAAAAAAUCGCGAAGACUGAAGAGUUGUCCUAUCACAUUCGAUGGACAUUUCUAGAAGAAGACAUUUUUAGACAUUUCAGAAGGUUUUACUUGGUUAUUUUGGUGAGGUGUUAAUUUCCACGCUAACGUUAGGUUUUGCAGCGAUGGAAUAGUUAACUUGGACAAAUUGAACGUAACUGGCAUAUAAAUGUAUUCACUUCAAUACCAUUGAAGAUACGUUUUAAAAUGCACUGUUUUCUGUCUUUUGAGUGGGUUACAUGUUGGAAUAUUUUUCAGAUACUCAGUAGUAAUGUUGUUGUUCUAUUUGUUGUUUUUUUUUGUUUUCUUUUUUGUCGGGUAAAGGACGGCCAGAACUUGGCCGAAAUCUAACUCAUAAACACCUAUACAGUUCCUACUGUCUUUGCUAAUCCUACGUUUGGAGACGGUUUGAAUGCCUAAGCACAGUCAUGGUAACUUGCUUGUGUUGUUUUGUAGGUGCCACAGUGGAUUCAAACCCUAUGCCAGUGGAUGGCUUUGAUGUAUGGGAAACCAUUUCUAGUGGAACACCUUCACCCAGGACAGAGCUUCUCCAUAAUAUUGACUUUCCUGAGAAAAGACCAGGGCUUUUAUUGACAUAUGACACAUGGUACAGCGGAGCAGCAAUUCGUGUUGGUGACAUGAAGUUAUUGAUGCAUGUACCCAAUGCCACUUGGUACCAGGUUCCAGAAGAAGGUGGAAUCGCUCCGGACAGGGAAGAAAUCUGGGUAAUGGGUUUUCCUUGUUCUUAUCUUCUUGCUCAAACGCAUUCCACGUCGUAGUCGCCGAUUUUUCCUUUGUUUGUUUGACUGAGUUUUCUUGGAAGUGAUCAAAAUUCCCCAUGCGCGCUCCCAGCAAACCAGACCCUUGAUCUUCUGUUACGAUUUAUGUUUUCACACACCAGGGAGGGUGUUCGGUUAUUUUGGUCAAUACUCUACCCGCACGGUACCCCUUUUCAAACAAAAGUUUUGAAUCUGAGAAGCAGCAGAAUGCGAGAAAAUAUUUUAGACGAACGAUAACUUUUUUUUUUAUUAUUUUUUAGGAUCAAAAAACAAACAUCGUAGAACUGGCCCUAUAUAACAUAACCGCUGAUCCUACAGAACGUUACGACGUAAGCCAUAAGCAUCCUAACAUUGUGCGACACCUGAAAGAUCGAAUACAUGAACACUGGAAGACUGCUGUCCCACCGGGGAUCGUUCCGGACGAUAUAAUGGCUUUAGCUGUAGCCAUAAAAAAUAAAGCGUGGGUAUCAUGGAGAGACACUUGCAAUGCCAAAUAAGGGUAUAGAUCUUUCUUCAAAAUGCCCACCUCUAAAAGAAAUGGGUCAAUUUUUUGUCGGCGCAAAGAUUUCCCAUCAAUCCCAAAAUAAAACGUUCUUCAAGGCUUCAAAAUGUUUUGGUCGAGAAAAAGAAAUGUUGAUCUUUUUCUUUCCAUCUAUAUCACCAGACGUACAAACUCAAAUAUCGCUAAUUUUAAACCGCUAUUUCUCUAAAGGUUACCCAUUACUGACUAAUAUUGCCGAAAAAUUUAAGGUUUUGGGUCUGGUCAAAACGUUCUGAUCUGGAAAGUUCGCCAUCCAAACUGUAUUUAGUUGAAAUGUUCAGUAAACGACUCGAAGGAUGGUGAACCUGCAAAAGCACCCAAAAAUAUAUGUGCGUCAUUGGCUAAGCGUGAGGUCAAAAUGGAUGGAUAUUAGCCUAGUUCUUUUUUUUUUCAUGGACUUCGACGAACGCCAGAAAAGAACGGGACUAAUCAUUUUAACAGAACAAACUCGGUUAGUAAAGAAUUUAUCACAUAGCAAAAAGAUCAUCGCUUUGCUUAUUUCGAGAGACAGGAAACAAAGCCAACUGUUCUAUGUAGCAGAAUUACCCCACGAAAGUCCUUUAUGUUUUCUUUGUUUUGACUGCCUUCCGCCACUUCUUGCGACUCUAUCGCUGACGUGUCCAAAAAUGAGUUAAUUUUCUCUCGCGAGGUAUCAAAGAAAAAAACAUAUUUUAGGCCUUAUUUUCACUAUUACUUAAAGUAGUGUUCAUAACUGCGAGGAUCGUUUCCUUAUUCGUUUCUUCAACCGCAUUUUACAUAUAUGAUUUUCAUAGAUUCACAGUCAUGUAUUCACCACUUCAAGGGUUUAUUUGGAAUUAACAUAAUGGCCAACUUCCCAGUUGGCUUAUUGGCGCAUCUUGUAGAGCACUGCACCAGUAUCACAGAGGUCAUGGGUUAAAAUCCUGUAUGAGCCUGAGUUUUUUUUUCAGCCUUUAUUCUCACUACUCUUUAUGUAGUGUUCUUAACUGUGAGGAUUGCUUCCAUAUUCGUUUCUUCAACCGCAGUUCACAUAUAUGAUUUUCAUAUAUUUACAGUCAUUUACAGGUUUCACCUUGUUGUGUAAGAACGCUGGUGAAUGAAUGGAGGCUUGGGUACAAGGCUAACCGUCAUGUUUAUUCGCUGUGAAACAUUGCAUGACGUAGUAUAUAUUUAUUUAGUUGGUUGGUCAAUAAAAACGAGUCAGUGUAGUGGUAGUCUGCCGCCUUUAUCAUCUGGAGCUGUCGUUAAGGUUAAUCAAAGUAAGUACCAAUGAUGUAAGUUUGCC